AUGGCUGGACGAAGUGAAGAGGAGGGUGUGAGCAACAGCAGUGGGGAGUCAAGGUAAUGUGUGUCUCCAUCUGUUUGGGAAUAUGACAGACAGUGCUGUGACCGACAAAUGGUCCAGGGUUUAUUCAUUAGUGCAAAAACAUUUUGCAAUGAAAUUGAACGUUUCUUAUUGGACAAGUUCAGGUAGAUCCCUUCCCGUUCCAGCCUGUUUGCUUCUGUUUGGUUCCUAGAGAAUAGCAUACAUCCCAGGUUUUUCAUUGAGGACAAACUGUUACAUUGGAGCUUGCUAGCUGAUGAUUAUAUGUGUGUGUGCAUAUAUAUCUCGGAACAAUUCCAAAGAUUUUACUGAGUUACAGUUCAUAUAAGGAAAUCAGUCAAUAUAAAUAAAUACAUUAGACUCUAUUCUAUGGAUUUCACAUGACUGUACAGGGGCGCAGCCAUGGGUGGGCCUGGAAGGGAAUAGGAUAUUUUAUUUCAGCUCAUGAAACAUGGGCCAACACUACAUGUUGCAUAUAUAUGAACCAUCCAAAGGUUUGUGUGUGGGCUAGCCGAUAUGUUGAUGAGCAGUUAUUGUUUUGGAGCAAUCGCUCUACUGGAUGCUCCAAGCGAAUAUGCAAGUUGUUUCGCAUCCUUGUUGAUAUGAACAUAAAAUGAGACCACUGUGUGCUUCUUGAUGUUACCUGGAAGUUGGCAAACCAUAGUUGUGUUAUUUGUAAUUUUUACUGCUGGCACUAUAUAUUUUUAUUUCUUUAACCUUUACUGCUGGCACUAUAUAUAUUUGUAUUUCUUUAACCUUUGUUUGACCAGGCAAGUCAAUUAAGAAAAAAUUCUUAUUUGUAAUGACGUCAAGAGGCAAAUGCCUCCUGUGGGGACGGGGGCUUGGAUAAAAACAAAAACAGUGCAAGACAAAUCGGACAGAAGACACAUCGGACAGAAGACACUGGCAACAGCACAAAUACAACAGCAAACAAACAGUGGAUGUGUGUGUUCGUGCAGGCAUGUGUGUGACGUAAAACAACAUGACGACAUAGUUUUUUGAGUCGUCAUGCUUUUCUUGUUUCACAAUCGUCGGUGUCAAUCCAUUGGCUACCGUUGUCUUUUAAUGAGUAAUGUAGAGACAUGGAAAUGGUCAAUUUGUUCACAACACAAAAGGCUGUUUUGAAUGUUAUUUUUUUGGUGAUAUCUCACACCCUGAUGUUUGUUGAGUUGUUUCUGCACAACGCCGUCACUAAAGCCAAAGCAUUGAAGAGAAACUAGAGUUUCUGUAGUUUCCGUAGUGACAGGACCAGCGUGGCUUGGUACUGUUCUGGAUCUUAUUUAGUCUUUCCCUUUUUUUAUUUAACCUUUAUUUAACUAGGCAAGUCAGUUAAGAACACAUUCUUAUUUACAAUAAUGGCCUACACCGGCCAAACCCGGACGACGCUGGGCCAAUUGUGCGCCACCCUAUGGGACUCCCAGUUGUGAUACAGCCUGGAAUCGAACCAGGGGGUCUGUAGUGACGCCUCAAGCACUGAGAUGCAGUGCCUUAGACCGCUGCGCCACUCGGUCUGUAGUGACGCCUCAAGCACUGAGAUGCAGUGCCUUAGACCGCUGCGCCACUCGGUCUGUAGUGACGCCUCAAGCACUGAGAUGCAGUGCCUUAGACCGCUGCGCCACUCGGUCUGUAGUGACGCCUCAAGCACUGAGAUGCAGUGCCUUAGACCACUGCGCCACUCGGUCUGUAGUGACGCCUCAAGCACUGAGAUGCAGUGCCUUAGACCACUGCGCCACUCGGUCUGUAGUGACGCCUCAAGCACUGAGAUGCAGUGCCUUAGACCGCUGCGCCACUCGGUCUGUAGUGACGCCUCAAGCACUGAGAUGCAGUGCCUUAGACCGCUGCGCCACUCGGUCUGUAGUGACGCCUCAAGCACUGAGAUGCAGUGCCUUAGACUGCUGCGCCACUCGGUCUGUAGUGACGCCUCAAGCACUGAGAUGCAGUGCCUUAGACGGCUGCGCCACUCGGUCUGUAGUGACGCCUCAUGCACUGAGAUGCAGUGCCUUAGACCACUGCGCCACUCGGUCUGUAGUGACGCCUCAUGCACUGAGAUGCAGUGCCUUAGACCGCUGCGCCACUCGGUCUGUAGUGACGCCUCAAGCACUGAGAUGCAGUGCCUUAGACCACUGCGCCACUCGGUCUGUAGUGACGCCUCAAGCACUGAGAUGCAGUGCCUUAGACCACUGCGCCACUCGGUCUGUAGUGACGCCUCAAGCACUGAGAUGCAGUGCCUUAGACCGCUGCGCCACUCGGUCUGUAGUGACGCCUCAUGCACUGAGAUGCAGUGCCUUAGACCGCUGCGCUACUCGGUCUGUAGUGACGCCUCAAGCACUGAGAUGCAGUGCCUUAGACCGCUGCGCCACUCGGUCUGUAGUGACGCCUCAAGCACUGAGAUGCAGUGCCUUAGACCGCUGCGCCACUCGGUCUGUAGUGACGCCUCAUGCACUGAGAUGCAGUGCCUUAGACCGCUGCGCCACUCGGUCUGUAGUGACGCCUCAUGCACUGAGAUGCAGUGCCUUAGACCGCUGCGCCACUCGGGAGCCCUUGUCUUGUUGAGGCACAGAAUCUGGUCAAAGAUUCAGGCAUGUAAAUUGUAGUAUAUUAGAUUCAGGCAUGUAAAAUAUAGUAUAUUUUAUAGGAUCCCAAUAUAUAUAUACUGAACAAAAAUAACAUGUAAAGUGUUGGUCCCAUGUUUCAUGAGCUGAAAUAAAAUUUCCCAGACAUUUUCCAUACGCACAAAAAGUAAUGUUUCGCUAAACUUUUGUGCACAAAUGUGUUUACAUCCCUGUUAGUGAGCAUUUCUCCUUUACAUAAAAAAAAACUAAAACAUUUUAGUCAUUUAGCAGACGCUCUUAUCCAUACAUUUUUUUCAUACUUUACCAAGAUAAUCCAUCCACCUGACAGGCGUGGAAAAUCAAGAAGCUGAUUAAACGGCAUGAUCAUUACACAAGUGCACCUUGUGUUGGGGACAAUAAAAGGCCGCUCUAAAAUGAGCAGUUUUGCCAAAACACAAUCCUGCAGAUAUCUCAAGCAUGCUGACUACAGGAAUGUCCACCAGAGCUGUUGCCAGAGAAUUUAAUGUUCCUUUCUCUACCAUAAGCCGCCUCCAAUGUUGUUUUAGAGAAUUUGGCAGUACGUACAACUACAGACCACGUGUAUGGCGUCGUAUGGUAUGGAGUAAUGCUGAUGUCAACGGUGUGAACAGAGUGCCCCAUGGUGGGGUUAUGGUAUGGCAUAAGCUACGAACACAAUUGCAUUUUAUCGAUGGCAAUUUGAAUGCACGAAGAUACCGUGACGAGAUCCUGAGGCCCAUUGUCGUGCCAUUUAUCUGCUGCAAUCACCUCAUGUUUCAGCAUGAUAAUGCACAGCCCCAUGUCGCAAGGAUCUGUACACAAUUCCUGGAAGCUGAAUUGGCCAGUUCUUUCAUGGCCUGCAUACUCACCAGACAUGUCACCCAUUGAGCAUGUUUGGGGUGCUCUGGAUCAACGCGUAUGACAACAUGUUCCAGUUUCCACCGUUAUCCGGCAACUUCACACAGCCAUUGAAGAGGAGUGGGCGGCAGGUAGCUUAGUAAGGUAAGAGCGUUGUGCCAGUAACCGAAAGGUCGCUAGUUCUAAUCCCCGAGCCGACUAGGUGAAAAAUCUGAUGUGCGCUUAUUGCUCCUGUAAGUCGCUCUGGAUAAGAGCGUCUGCUAAAUGACUAAAAUGUAAAUGUAAAAAUGAGUGGGACAACAUUCCACAGGCCACAAUCAUCAGCCUGAUCAACUCUAUACUAAGGAGAUGUGUCGCGCUGCAUGAGGCAAAUGGUAGUCUGGUUUUCUGAUCUACGCACCAAUUUUUUUAUAUAUAUAUAUAUAUAUAUAUAUAUAUAUAUAUAUAUAUAUAUAUAUAUAUAUAUAUAUAUAUAUAUAUAUAUAUAUAUAUAUUUUUUUUUUAACGUAUCUGUGACCAACAGAUGCAUAUCUGAAUUCCCAGUCAUGUGAAAUCCAUAUAUUAAGGCCUAAUGAAUUUAUUUCAAUUGACUGAUUUCCUUAUAUGAACUGCAAUGCAGUUAAAUCUUUGAAAUUGUUGCGUGUUGCAUUUAUAUUUUUGUUAACCAAAACAUGGCAUAAUGAUUUAUUUACAUGUUCAUGUAGAGAAUAGAGAUGUUUUGCAUCACCAUUAACAAGUUAUUUAGCUUGUACCUAGUCCUUACACACGGCCUCCAUACUCAAGUUUAGCCGUGUUGUUUUAGGGGCUGAGGCACCACAUAUGCUUUCUGUUGUUGUUUUGAGGCAGUGUGAAACAUGCACGUUCGCACGCAGGAGGGAAAGCAGUGUGCUCUCAACUGAGUAAUCUAAAAUGAAACCUCUUUAGACAUGGCUCUAGGAUUUCCUAAGAGUUAUGAGUGUUUUAGUUGUUAUCAGUGCUAGACUUGGGGCCGGAACACACCUAGAAUUUUCUACUGCUUAAGUACGGGCACCUCUUAGAAUAUAGGCGUUAAAAAACAACAACAUUGCAGAGUUCUGGCACCUAAAUGUAAACAGUACCGGCACCCAAAAUGAGUACAGAGUCCAGACACCUAUUUCAGUCCACUUCAAGCAUAGGUUAUUGUGUUGAUCUUAGUCUAAGAAAUGGUGUGUUUGCUUGCAGCAACUCGGACGAUGAGUCCGGGUCGGGCUCUGGGUCUGGCUCCGGCUCCAGCUCCAGCUCCAGUAGCGGUUCUGGAAGUGGUUCUGGAAGCGGUUCUGGAAGCGGUUCAGGAAGCAGCUCGGAUUCCGGCAGCCAGUCCGAUUCCGACUCGGAGAAAUCCAAGGAGAAGAACGAACCAGUAAACAAAGCCAAGAUCGACGGGGCCGAGGUAGGAACACCGACAUUCAACUGAAACUACAUUACAUGUCAUUUUGAGAUUGAUUCACUGGGGUUAGCACUACAUGAUAUUGCCAGGUUGAAGUGAAAGAGUAUAGGUUGGAUAGUUCAAACAAGAUUUGAGAUCUAAUCAAAAGAUCUGGGGCUGUAUGUGUCAAGCAUUUCAGAGUAGGAGAGCUGAUCCAGUAUCAAGUCUCUCCUUACCAUGUCAUCUUAUUCAUUGCUAUCUAAAAGGCUAAAUUGAACCUAAAUCAGACCAUUGAUACAUACGACCCUGGUCAACAGCCCCAUUUUGUAUUUCUGAUGAACAAGAACUGUGUAUUGUCCACAGGGGAACUGUCCUUGACUUGUAGCUAACUCUGUCCUAUCUUCAUCUCAGUUCUGGAAGUCCAACCCCAGUAUCCUAGCAGUGCAAAGGUCAGCUAUGCUAAGGAAACAGCAACUCCAGCAACAACAACAACAGAGCUCUUCUAACAGUGGAUCGGUGGGUGGCGUUAUCAAUCAUUUUACUUCCAUCGUUAUUCAAGGUGUAUUCUAAGGCUCAAAUUCAGUAAAGAUGGGAGAUUAUUCAUCUUAAAAUUUGAAUAAAAUAUUCCCUCAGUUUUAUAGCUUGGUGUUUGGUGGUAAUUAGUUCUGUCAUUCAUUGAUUUGGUGGUAUAUAGGUUAUAACACACAUUAUUACACACAGGUAGGCUAGAACAUGUUUGUUAUUUGGGACUUAGUUUCUAAUCUGAUGUUUUUCAGGAUUCGUCGAGCAGUGACGAUUCAGAUGACGACUCAAGUGGAAAGAGAAGGAAGUGAGUUGUACUCCCCGACAUCGUUCAGUGGGUGAUAUCAAACACCCUGACUAUGUUGCUAUACUAUUGGUAUAAUGCUCCCCUGUGUCCAUCUCUAGAUCGGGUUCUGGAUCGUCCUCCGGGUCUGGGUCGGGGUCCGGGAGUGGUUCCGGUUCUGACUCGUCAGCACAGGAACAGGAGCACAGCGAGGAGUCGGAUGACUACGAGCCCAGUCACAAAGUCAAAAGCAGGAAGCCUCCAACCAAGUAAGAGUUCGUUUUUUUUGUAUGCCAAUAGAUGACUAUUUAUACCUUCACAUUAAGACUCCUCAUUUUCACCAUUACACUGUGGAUAUAGUCAAUAUCCAAAGGAAGGUCCUUUAUCGCCUCAUACCUAUUAGGUCCAUUGAUGACAGCUCAGUCUGAUUUAGCAGUAGUAUCGGCAUGGUAACUAUUUCUGGAUGCAAACCAAUCCUUUUAGAAUGGAUGCUCAGCCACCACAAUUCAUCACUAGACUGUCAAUGGCACUAAAGAUGUGCUUCAUUGUUGAGGGAGCUAGCACGUAAGCGUUUCACUGCACCUUUUUAUACCUGCGCUAAUCUGUGUAAUAAACAAAUACAAUUUGAUUUGAAGAUCAAAUGACCUUUCUAAGGGUGGAGGAGAGGAAACACUGUCUGUACUGUGCUACUCUCCUGUUCACUGUCUGUACUGUGCUACUCUCCUGUUCACUGUCUGUACUGUGCUACUCUCCUGUUCACUGUCUGUACUGUGCUACUCUCCUGUUCACUGUCUGUACUGUGCUACUCUCCUGUUCACUGUCUGUACUGUGCUACUCUCCUGUUCACUGUCUGUACUGUGCUACUCUCCUGUUCACUGUCUGUACUGUGCUACUCUCCUGUUCACUGUCUGUACUGUGCUACUCUCCUGUUCACUGUCUGUACUGUACUACUCUCCUGUUCACUGUCUGUACUGUGCUACUCUCCUGUUCACUGUCUGUACUGUGCUACUCUCCUGUUCACUGUCUGUACUGUGCUACUCUCCUGUUCACUGUCUGUACUGUGCUACUCUCCUGUUCACUGUCUGUACUGUGCUACUCUCCUGUUCACUGUCUGUACUGUGCUACUCUCCUGUUCACUGUCUGUACUGUGCUACUCUCCUGUUCACUGUCUGUACUGUACUACUCUCCUGUUCACUUUCUCCCUUCAGGGCCAACGCCAGAAACGGGAAGAAGAGCAACGUGCCGAGGAAAAAGCCCUCGGCGGGCUCGUCCUCGGACCACGAGGACUACGACGGUAAGAAGUCGUCGUCCAACCAGGGGCCCAGGCGCCAGGCCACGCAGAACGUCAGCUACAAGGAGGACGACGAGGCGAAGACCGACUCUGACGACCUGGUGGAGGUGUGCGGGGAGGACGUGCCCCCGCCGGACGAGGAGGAGUUUGAGACCCUGGAGCGCGUGAUGGAGACGCGGAUAGGGAGGAGGGGAGGUAAAGAGACAGAACCAUAAGAGUCAAAGUACCCAUUUAACUAAGUUGAUAGUUGCCAUGACGCCCUGGUAGCAACCUAGACAGAGCUCCUGAACAUGUUUACAUAUUUAGUUAUUUUAAAGUGUUUUUCAUUAUUUUUAGGAACCAACAUUCUAUUUGUUUUGAUAAUGAGUUUUUGUUGCAUAUAUUUGGUUGUUUUGAGCCACGGAUUUGCAGAUUGACUGACAAGUCAACUCUUUUUGACUUGGCUAGCUAGAACAUGUUUUUGUUUGAAAAAUGCAUCUGGACACAGUACCAUUUUUAUUUUUAUUUUUUCACCUGGCUGCUUGAAGCUUGAGAGGAAUGGGAGAUAGAGGACUACAGCAGUGGUGAGGCAGAGGGCUCGUAGUGAGGACGACUGAAUACUACUCUGAACUUUGUGUGUUGAGUGUUUUGGCGCCCAGAGCUGCCAAGGCAUCCCCCAAGUGGGUGCUUCACAGAGUGGAAGAGGAGAAGUCCAGUGGCUAUAAGACUCACGCUGGUUCCCAGACUGGCCCUGUACCAGAUCAUCAGCAUCAUUUACCAUCCUUUGACCAGCUCCCUACGCUGACGCCAUGAACUGACCCUCUACAUCUGCAGAGGAUGCAGCUUUCAAAGACUUGGCCUCUUUUGGUUGGCCUGACCUGUCAUGAUAUAUUGCUUGCUUGUUUGUUAGUUAUUUGCUUAUGAAGCGCUUUGAGGUUUUUUAUAAAUUCUUAUUAUUCCCAUACUAAACACAGGUUGUUAUUUUUCCCCCGCAGCGACGGGAGGCACCACCACAGUGUACGCAGUGGAGGCAGACGGAGACCCCAACGCCAACUUCAACCCCAACAAGGAGGCUGGCGAGCAGCAGUACCUGUUCAAGUGGAAAGGCUGGUCCCACAUCCACAACACCUGGGAGACGGAGGAGACGCUCAAGCUGCAGAACGUCAAGGGCAUGAAGAAACUAGACAACUUCAAGAAGAAGGAAUCGGACAAGAAGAAAUGGUAAGAUAAUAAAUCAUUAAUCAGAGAUGGGAAAUGUGUUUGUCAAUCAUAGUCACAAAAGAAAGAAACUAUCAAUAAUACAAAUAUUAAAAAACAGAAGUCAACAUUUGUGGCCUUGGCUAUUGGUUGGAAGAGGUGUUUUUGAGUGCCAGAUAAGAGUUAGAUUGGGUAUGAUUUUUUUGCUAUUAUAUUGUUUUCCUUCUCCAGGAUAAAAUGUUCUUCACCAGAGGAUGUGGAAUACUUCAACUGUCAACAGGAGCUCAUGGACGACUUACACUCACAAUAUCAGCUGGUGGAGAGGAUAAUUGGUGAGAUGUCCUACUGCCGAGGCGUUCCUUCCAUUGUUUACAGUUUGGGGUGGGACAUAGGAUUGAGAUGUAUAGAGCAGACUACACUACUUUAUGCAGAGUCCGUUUUGUGGUAGUUCUAUAAAUAACAUUCUUAAAGUAUUGCCUGAAUAUUUUUGUUUUGAUCGGCAAUCGCACCCUUUUAACAUGUUCUGAUUUGAUGUCACCCAGGGCAUUCAAAUCAGAAGUCGGCAGCGGGUUUCCCGGACUACCUGUGCAAGUGGCAGGGCCUGUCGUACUCUGAGUGCAGCUGGGAGGAUGGAGCCCUCAUCUCCAGAAAGUACCAGAAGAGUAUAGAUGACUACAUGCGCAGAAACCAGUCCAAGUCCAUUCCCUCAAGAGACUGCAAGGUAAGGAGUAGGUUGAUAUUGACCUUAGACCAGGGAAAGGCAACUAGAUUCAGCCGCGGGCAGAUUUUUGUCGAAGAGGAUGGUCGGGGGCAGGAACAUAAUUAUAAUAAUUGAUACACUGCAAAUUGACCACAACUACAGUGGUCCUCUGUAGCUCAGUUGGUAGAGCACGGCGCUUGUAACGCCAAGGUAGUGGGUUCGAUCCCCGGGACCACCCAUACACAAACAAUUUAUGCACGCAUGACUGUAAGUCGCUUUGGAUAAAAGCGUCUGCUAAAUGGCAUAUUAUUAUUAUAUUAUAACUAAGCCCCAAAAUAAAUGGUCUUUUGAAAAUAACAAUCAUUACAUACACAGAGACACGAUCACAUAUACACUGCUAAAAAAUUUUAAGGGAACACUAAAAUAACACAUCCUAGAUCUGAAUGAAUGAAAUAAUCUUAUUAAAUACUUUUUUCUUUACAUAGUUGAAUGUGCUGACAACAAAAUCACACACAUGAUCAAUGGAAAUCAAAUUUAUCAACCCAUGGAGGUCUGGAUUUGGAGUCACCCUCAAAAUUAAAGUGGAAAACCACACUACAGGCUGAUCCAACUUUGAUGUAAUGUCCUUAAAACAAGUCAAAAUGAGGCUCAGUAGUGUGUGUGUGGCCUCCACGUGCCUGUAUGACCUCCCUACAACGCCUGGGCAUGCUCCUGAUGAGGUGGCGGAUGGUCUCCCGAGGGAUCUCCUCCCAGACCUGGACUAAAGCAUCCGCCAACUCCUGGACAGUCUGUGGUGCAACGUGGCGUUGGUGGAUGGAGCGAGACAUGAUGUCCCAGAUGUGCUCAAUUGGAUUUAGGUCUGGGGAACGGGCCGGCCAGUCCAUAGCAUCAAUGCCUUCCUCUUGCAGGAACUGCUGACACACUCCAGCCACAUGAGGUCUAGCAUUGUCUUGCAUUAGGAGGAACCCAGGGCCAACCGCACCAGCAUAUGGUCUCACAAGUGGUCUGAGGAUCUCAUCUCGGUACCUAAUGGCAGUCAGGCUACCUCUGGCGAGCACAUGGAGGGCUGUGCGGCCCCCCAAAGAAAUGCCACCCCACACCAUGACUGACCCACUGCCAAACCGGUCAUGCUGGAGGAUGUUGCAGGCAGCAGAACGUUCUCCACGGCGUCUCCAGACUCUGUCACGUCUGUCACGUGCUCAGUGUGAACCUGCUUUCAUCUGUGAAGAGCACAGGGCGCCAGUGGCGAAUUUGCCAAUCUUGGUGUUCUCUGGCAAAUGCCAAACGUCCUGCACGGUGUUGGGCUGUAAGCACAACCCCCACCUGUGGACGUCGGGCCCUCAUACCACCCUCAUGGAGUCUGUUUCUGACCGUUUGAGCAGACACAUGCACAUUUGUGGCCUGCUGGAGGUCAGUUUGCAGGGCUCUGGCAGUGCUCCUCCUUGCACAAAGGCGGAGGUAGCAGUCCUGCUGCUGGGUUGUUGCCCUCCUACGGCCUCCUCCACGUCUCCUGAUGUACUGGCCUGUCUCCUGGUAGGGCCUCCAUGCUCUGGACACUACGCUGACAGACACAGCAAACCUUCUUGCCACAGUUCGAAUUGAUGUGCCAUCCUGGAUGAGCUGCACUACCUGAGCCACUUGUGUGGGUUGUAGACUCCGUCUCAUGCUACCACUAGAGUGAAAUCACCGCCAGCAUUCAAAAGUGACCAAAACAUCAGCCAGGAAGCAUAGGAACUGAGAAGUGGUCUGUGGUCACCACCUGCAAAACCAGUCCUUUAUUGGGGGUGUCUUGCUAAUUGCCUAUAAUUUCCACCUGUUGUCUAUUCCAUUUGCACAACAGCAUGUGAAUUUUAUUGUCAAUCAGUGUUGUUUCCUAAGUGGACAGUUUGAUUUCACAGAAGUGUGAUUGACUUGGAGUUACAUUGUGUUGUUUAAGUGUUCCCUUUAUUUUUUUGAGCAGUGUAUUUUAUUUUUUCUUGAGUACAGAUUUCCUAAAUUAACCAAGAAUUCAUCCCCAAAAAUAUUUUAGUCUUUAAAAAAAAAAAAAAAUUUGACCAAUUUCCUCCACUUAAGGCCCCCCUUGGUCUGUCCUUGCAUAGCACAUCUGAAUGGAUUGGAAAGGGGAAAUCAGCAAUGUUGUCCUAUUUCUGUUACCUAUCCAUUCCCUUUAAAAAACUGAGGACCUGGCAAGGACCCAGAUGUAGAGACUUGGGAUCGUUUUAGGAGCCGGCGGUAGUUUGAGUAUUUGACUUACAGCAGUCGUCCCUUUUGGAAUGACAGAGAACUGUCAUUGGAAUGACUUGUUUUAAUUUAGAACUUCAAACUCUCUCUCUUUCCUCCCAUCUCACUCUCUCCUGUCUCCUCGUCAGGUGUUGAAACAGAGGCCGAGGUUUAUUCCCAUGAAGAAACAGCCAUCCUAUAUCGGAGGAGAAGGACUGGAGCUCCGAGACUACCAGUUGGACAGCUUGAACUGGAUGGCUCACUCCUGGUGCAAGUACGUCAUAGUAUUCUUGAGCUUCCGUGGUUGUUGUGUUACAUUUUGACUAUUUUGAAUUAUUUUCUUAUUUUUUGCUAAACUCAGCAUUUGGGUGUUUCAUAAUUCAAAUUAAAUAUCACUGUUCGAACCCCAGACAUCCUGAAUUUCAUUGCGAUUCACUUUUCACUAUCUGAAACCAGACAAUAAAAAGUUACUCAGAAUAACUUUACUGAGGACAAAAAAUACAAUUUGCCACAUUUAGUUUCUUUGGCUGUUAAUAUAUAUAUUAUCUUUGUACAAAAUACUGUUCAUCAUCCUGUCGAUGCUCCCAACACUUUUCUCACCAUCCUCUCGUCUUUCCCCAGGGGGAACAGUUGCAUCCUGGCAGACGAGAUGGGUCUGGGCAAAACCAUCCAGACAAUCUCCUUCCUCAACUACCUGUUCCAUGAUCACCAGCUGUACGGACCCUUCCUGCUGGUGGUGCCCCUUUCCACGCUCGUCUCCUGGCAGAGAGAGAUCCAGCUGUGGGCCCCCCUCAUGAACGUGGUGGUCUACCUGGGAGACAUUAGCAGCCGGGGCAUGGUAGGCUACAGUCGUAGUGAUGGAUAUGAUAGAUGGCAUGGUAGGCUACAGCUGUAGUGAUGGAUAUGAUAGAUGACAUGGUAGGCUACAGUCGUAGUGAUGGAUAUGAUAGAUGACAUGGUAGGCUACAGCCGUAGUGAUGGAUAUGAUAGAUGACAUGGUAGGCUACAGUCGUAGUGAUGGAUAUGAUAGAUGACAUGGUAGGCUACAGCCGUAGUGAUGGAUAUGAUAGAUGGCAUGGUAGGCUACAGUCGUAGUGAUGGAUAUGAUAGAUGACAUGGUAGGCUACAGCUGUAGUGAUGGAUAUGAUAGAUGACAUGGUAGGCUACAGUCGUAGUGAUGGAUAUGAUAGAUGAUUUUUAAUGAUUCAGAACAGAUGAGAGAAUAAGUUGCAGGGUUUUUCAUACUGCCGAUAUUGCAUUGGGGUUUCUGGCAUUUGAUAUUUGAAGAAGAGUGUUUACUGCGACGUUGCUAUUUCAAGAUUGAGACACCACUUCCAGACUUUUGACUUUUCUUGAAUUAAGGCUACAUUUAAUUAUGAAUUCCUCUUCGUUACUUUUUAGAUCAGAACACAUGAAUGGAUGCACGUUCAGAACAAGAGACUCAAGUUUAACAUCCUGCUAACAACAUAUGAAAUUCUCCUAAAAGAUAAGGUAAGAUCAGGUUUCUUAGAUCUUUGUAACGUGUGAGUUGUUGAAAGAAUUUACUCUUGAAGGGCAAUAAACGUCAUUAAUCAAUUAAUGAUGUACACAAUAAAACCUGAGCUAAACUGCACACAGAGAAAAAAAUGGUAUCCACGAGUUCAUCUGACUCUGGGGAAGUAGAUAAAGGACCUCAUUGCCAAAGUCCAGAAAUAUCCCUUUUUAAUAUAGUCAUUUAGCUUUUGCCCAAGUGACUUAUUGUCAACAUUUAACAUCGAAUUCCCAACCCUGUUGUGGCCAUCACCAUGCGUUAACCCACUUAGCUAUUGACACCACAUUGUAACUACCACUCUGUGUCCACUAUGCAGGGAUUCCUGGGGAACGUGCCAUGGGCCUUCAUCGGCGUGGACGAGGCCCACCGGCUGAAGAACGACGACUCGCUGCUUUAUAAGACCAUGAUGGACUUCAAGUCCAACCACCGGCUGCUCAUCACCGGCACGCCGCUGCAGAACUCACUCAAAGAGCUCUGGUCCCUGCUGCACUUCAUCAUGCCCGAAAAGUAGGUCACCUGGCUACCUCGCCGGUGUGUAUGGGGGGGUGGGGGGGGGGUUGACGGUCCUAUUUAAUUUCAUUGUGUGUGGUGUGAAGGCCAUCAGUCCUAUAGGAAUUAACGGAGUGGCUGCGGAUCCGAUGGUGCUCGUUUUUAAUAAAGUCCGAUCAAAGCUGAAUCAAUGUCUGAACAGUAUUCUACGUAACAGAAUCGUAUAUAAUGGCAUAGUAUAACGUUACUGUAAGACAAAAACAACAGUUUUUCCAUUCAUGUGGCCAAAACUCAACAGCGAACACAACUAAGCAAAAUACACAGGUAGGCUAUGCUACAGUUUAACACCAUCUGCUCAAAAAUUUGUCCACUGGCCAUCAUUCGAAACAGCACUAUAACUCAAGAAGAUCUAAAUGCAUGUCCCCAUGAUCAAAUGGUUACUCUGCAGAAUGAUGCUGCAUGGAUGUUGCACUGGUAAAACUUAAAGAAUUAUCAUUCAUGUUUGAAUGCUGUAUUGUUUUACAUGAACUUUAUACUAUGCUAUUAUAUUGGGUUCUGUUAUGUAGAGUACUAUCAUUAUGUGAUCUUGUAGACAGUGAUUCAGCUUUUAUCUAACUUCAUUAAAAGAUAACCAUUCUCCUGAGUAGCCUGGUCGCUAUGUGUUGUACAGAAUAUAAACAUGCCUAGAGGCUUCGGGAAGCUCGGAAGCGGAUCCGCAGCCAAAGCCAUGAGUUAAUGGUGUGUUUGUGUGUAAUAAUAAUGUGGAGGGUGCUUAUAUUGGUCCUGUUACAUAUACAAGUGUGAAUUGGGAAUGUUUCUUGCAUAUCCCAAAUUCCCCUGACACCUGCAGCGAGUGGGGUCAUGGCCAGGGUCACCAUUGUCCAGCGCCCCUGGCGCAAUUGGGGUUCAGUGCCUUGCUCAAGUGACACAGCGACAGAAUUUACACCUUUUCGGCUUUGGGAUUCGAACCAGCGACCUUUUGGUUACUGGCCCAACGCUCUGUGUGAAGACUAACUGUCCUAUAUGAGUUAAUGGUGUGUAUGAAUGUGUGAGAACAGUCCUAUAUGAUCUCAUGGGGUGGCUGGGAAUCAAGGUACCAAGCUGGUUGAAAUAUGUUUCUUUGUCCUUGUUCUGGAGCUUUCGGUCCUCAGAGCAGUGCUGAUAUCUGGCCGUAUGCCCGUGUUUGUGUGUGUUUUCAGGUUCCACUCGUGGGAGAUAUUUGAGGAGGAACAUGGGAAGGGUAGGGACUCUGGCUACACCAGUCUACACAAGGAGCUGGAGCCCUUUCUGCUGCGUAGAGUCAAGAAGGAUGUGGAGAAGUCUCUUCCUGCUAAAGUAGAGCAGAUCCUCAGAGUGGAGAUGAGCGCCAUUCAGAAACAGUACUACAAGUAAGAACAGAUAAAUACUACUCAUUCAGAAACAGUACUACACGUAAGAACAUAAAUACUACUCCAUACUCAUUCAGAAACAGUACUACACGUAAGAACAGAAAUACUAAUCAUCCAUACUCAUUCAGAAACAGUACUACAUGUAAGAACAGAUAAUGUCUUCUUUUCAGAAACAGUACUAUGAACAAGAACAGAGAAUUAGUACUCAUUCAGAAACCGUACUACAAGUCAGAACAGAUGGAUACUACUAGGGAUGGGCACGGUUAAGCGAAUAUCCGGAUAUCCGAAAGGACGUUAGUAUUUGAUUACUUGAGUGAGUGUAAACAUUUUGAGAAUAAAAAAUGUACCGGUAGGCCUAUUUUAACAAUAAAAAAAGCUGUCUAAAUUACUAUUUAUUCAGAAACCGUACUACAGGUAAGAACAGAUGGAUACUAGAGCUUGGCGAUAUGGGGAGAACUCCAUAUAUAGGCCACCUACUCAUUCAAGGGUUUUUCUUUAUUUUUACUAUUUUCUACAUUGUAGAAUAAUAGUGAAGACAUCAAAACUAUGAAAUAACAAAUAUGGAAUCAUGUAGUAACCAAACAAGUUAAACAAAUCAAAAUAUAUUUUAUAUUUCAGAUUCUUCAAAGUAGCCACCCUUUUGCAUUGACAGCUUUGCACACUCUUGGCCGUGUAGGCUCAUUUGAUUAAUCUAUCAGUAAAUGUAGGCUAAUGUCCUACAAAAACUUUCCAACACUAGGACUAGGCUGCUUGAUGUAGGUGCACCUACUCAGGUUGUAAAGUUGUUCCAUGAACUCAAUAUUAAGAGGUGAGAAACAAGCUGUUGACUCUCCUCUCUGUAACUAGAACAGUAGUUUCUUUUGAAAACUGUAUUUUUCCCGCAAUUUUGGGCAACGGUCAUAUGCUUGUGCUUCUCAGAAUGCAUCUCUCCCUCCUCUGUGCGCACAGUGGGGAGAGGCAGUGAGAGUCAGCAGCUGAUAGCAAAACAGGGACAGGCAGGUACUUUCAUAGCAGGAAUCACCAUAAUGCAUAGGGUAUUAAUGUUGACCAAAUAAUGGUUCUAGAACAAUCUACAGGAACGUUGUGUAGAAAAAUCACCGAAGAUUAUCGACGUAAGCAAAAUGCUUCGGUAAGAGGAAGGCAACGUCGGUGUCUGUAAUUUUCUGUUAAUCGUCCCAGCUCUACUAGAUGCUACUCAUUGUGAACAGAACUAAAAGUAACAUCGUAUUGCCUUCUGCCAUAUCCUGCAAUGCAAAUUACCAGAGCCAUGAAGCCAAUAGAAACUAACAAUGGGAGCAGACAAGAUCAAUGUUUAUGCACAUCAAGGACAAUCUCCAGAUAUUCAGUGCCACGGCUUAGACCCAAUUGGCCUCAUUUAACAGAAUAUAUUGAUAAAUCGAAGGAAUACCUCUGGUAUAACGUUUUAGGAAGAUUUGAACACUUCUUAGAUGCACUUCUGGAGGACGCUCCUGUGCUGGUGCUGUCGUCUCUCUCCAAGUGCUGCAGCUUCAGCCCAGAGGCUCUCAGCAGCUUUCUGGCUGUACAGUUAGAGGCGUGUGAGAGCAGUCUACCGGUCUCGUUGGCGUGUGAGAGCAGUCUACCGGUCUCGUUGGCGUGUGAGAGCAGUCUACCGGUCUCGUUGGCGUGUGAGAGCAGUCUACCGGUCUCGUUGGCGUGUGAGAGCAGUCUACCGGUCUCGUUGGCGUGUGAGAGCAGUCUACCGGUCUCGUUGGCGUGUGAGAGCAGUCUACCGGUCUCGUUGGCGUGUGAGAGCAGUCUACCGGUCUCCUCAGUCCCCCUUCUGCACUGGCAACGCUCAGUUCUACUGUUGGGAAUCUACCCGUGCAGCUUGGCUGGGGGGGGUUGGACAACACACCCUUUUUUUAGUUCCACUGAGACUUUGAGGGCUUCUUCAGGAGUGUGCAAUGUUCCAAAACGUACAGCUAGAUAUCGAAGAUGUGCUUCACCUUUUUGUAUAAAUAAACCGAUCAGCCACCUCGCCUCAAUAGUUAAACAGGCAUAUGGCUCCAUAACACUGAGGGGCUGUUUCCCAGACAGAAAUUAAGCCUAAUCUUGGACUAAAUUGCUCUUUUAAACUGGACUAAUGAAAAUGUGAACUUCUCGAACAUGGUAUGAAAUAGACCUUAAUUAAUCUGGAUGGAAAUUAGGGCUAUUCUAGGUCUUUAUGGGUAUAAACUAAACCUAGGAGGUGGGUUUAACUUCAGGUUUCCUGUUUAUCCUGACUGAGUUGGAAGUUAAUUUGGAGCGCUCCUUUUCCAAAUUAGUUAAUCCAGAAUUAAUAAAUUCAUGUAGUUUUUUUUAUGAAAUGCAUUGCAAAUGGUAGUAAAAAUAAAAAAAUAUAGUUGUCGUUCUGUUGCAGAAUCAAGCUGUAUUGGGGUAUAAAAAAAAAAAUACAAUAAAAAAACUACUAACCCUGUGUGUGUUCGGUCAAACAGGUGGAUCUUGACAAGGAACUACAAGGCCCUGAGUAAAGGCACCAAGGGCAGCACGUCUGGCUUCCUAAACAUCAUGAUGGAGCUGAAGAAGUGCUGCAACCACUGCUACCUCAUCAAGCCACCAGAGGACAGCGAGUUCUACAAUAAACAGGAGGCCUUACAGGUGGGUGGGGGGGGGGGGGUAAAUAAAUGUGCGUACAAACUUUAUAAUUAUUUGUGUCCUCUGUAGCUCAGCUGGUAGAGCACGGCGCUUGUAACGCCAAGGUAGUGGGUUCGAUCCCCGGGACCACCCAUACACAAAAAAAAUGUUUGAUGCACGCAUGACUGUAAGUCGCUUUGGAUAAAAGCGUCUGCUAAAUGGCAUAUUAUAUUAUUAUUAUUUGUGUGACACUCCUUACUCACUCAAUUGUCAAACCUUGGCAUCAAGGCAUUCUGGAGGGCCGAGAGCACGUCCACUGACUUGAAGCUUAAAUUGAGUUUUAAAUGUGGGGAUGUAGCUGCACCUAACACACUUCGGUUUUGAAAAAUUAUAUUACGCUAACAGAGUAAUUACUUACCAACAACAGCUGCAAAUUCCAAUAAAACUACAUUACGUUUUUGAAGUUUUCCUUGCUUUUCCAACGACACUAUCGUGAAUCUAGCAAAAAAAGUUUUGUGGGUCAGAGUGCAGUAUUUGUGUUUCAUAGCACGAACGGUUGGUUAGCACGCUCUUUUAUAAGUCUGCUCACUGUAGUUACUGUAGGCCUCUUUUAUGAGAAGGGUUAGCUAGGUAAUGCUGAGUUUUGUCCAAUAUCCAUAUCUCAGGAUAUUUAUUAUUUGCGUUGAAUUCUACUGAAUCACUGUAGUUGUUGGGGGUUAUCUUUACAGUAAAUAUAAUGGUGGUGGAUAGGCCUUCAAUGCAAGCUGCAGAGGUUGCCUUACAACAAGAUGAUCCUGACAUUUUAAAGGUUAAAAAGGUGGACUUUGUGGCCUUUAUUGCAAUGGUGAUUAAUGGCACUGCCAAGGUGGAGAAAAGAUAUAGGAAGAUAGAAAUCAUUGUGGGAGCGGCGGAGCGGUUCCUGGGGCUGAAAGAUUUCUCGGCAAAAGAGUUACAUGGAAUAUUGUCAGUACUAACUGUAAGUCGCUCUGGAUAAGAGCGUCUGCUGAAUGACUAAAAUGUAAAUGUAAUUAUUUCCAGAGUUAGCAUAGACGCACACUAAUCUCUCUCCCCCUGCAGCACCUCAUCCGGAGCAGUGGGAAGCUGGUGCUCCUGGACAAGCUGCUUCUGCGCCUGCGAGAGCGAGGUCACCGUGUGCUCAUCUUCUCCCAGAUGGUCCGGAUGCUGGACAUCCUGGCCGAGUACCUGAAGAGCCGCCAGUUCCUCUUCCAGGUCAGCAGCUCACUGGCUCCUUAUGUACAGAUCUAGGAUCAGCUUCCCCUCUCCUAAUCCUAAACUUAACCAUUAGCGGGAGAAAAGCAAAACUGACCCAGGAUCAGUGCCCUAAGGGCAGCUUCACCACAUUCCCUUUCCCAUGUCCUUUCCAUAUACAGGCCUCUCCCGCUACAGGUAUACCAGGACUGUGGUUUUAAAGGGACACUGUGAGAUUCAGGCAUUUUAAGCCCUUGUUCUACUUACCCAGAUGAACACGUGGAUACCAUUUUUAUGUCUGCGUGCUGUAUGAAGGAAAUUAGCAUCGCUACGGUGUACCUGUGGACUUCCAGUCAUUGCGCUAACGCUAGUUAGCAUUGGCUUCCCGAAACUACCGCUAACUUCCUUCAUACGGCAUGCAGAGACAUAACAAUGGUAUACACGUGUUCAUCUGCCUCUGGGUAAGUAGAACAAGGGCCAGAAAAAGAACCAAAAAAAGUGAUGUGUGGGUUGAAUCCUACCUAAAGAAGUCUUCACUACAUCAUUUUAUUGUGCAAAUAGGCACGAUGGCUUACUAAAAAACGGUAAGUAAGGUGCUUUCCUAGUCAGGAUUCAGCUCGGUGGUUAUCUAAGCAAAGUAUCUAGAGGCUCCUUAAGUGUUACCAUACUUAAACCCCUAAAGAUAAGCAAAAUGCAAAAACAUUUCAACGUUCAAGAACAUUGAGGAGAGUUUGCUGUAGCUGGGACGAGGACUAUAUGUGUCUUGUCUUUGUAGAGAUUGGACGGCUCCAUCAAGGGAGAGAUGAGGAAACAGGCGCUGGACCAUUUCAACGCUGAGGGCUCUGAGGUAAGUGUGGAAUGAAUGUAUCAUAAUAUCUACUGCUGCGCUAACAGCCAGGGAUUGGGGACAAAUCAGAUUACUUCCUGAAUCGACUGAAUUGAAUACUGACUUGAUCCCAACCCUGCUAAUUUUACUCAAUAGUCCAAUCAAGUUCACUCAUGGGGUGAAAUAUAGAAUUGGAAAUCUACUGUAAUGAACCGUCUUACACUCAACGUUAUUACAUCUCACUUCCUCUACCCAGGAUUUCUGCUUCUUGUUGUCAACACGGGCGGGCGGUCUGGGCAUCAACCUGGCGUCGGCCGACACGGUGGUCAUCUUCGACUCGGACUGGAACCCUCAGAAUGACCUGCAGGCCCAGGCCAGAGCCCACAGGAUUGGCCAGAAGAGACAGGUACGCAACCAAUCACUUUGUCAAGUUGACUUGCGUUCGCGUUCAAGUUUUGUUACCCAAUGACAAAGCGGUUAACAAACCAAAAUGGCAUAGAUUAAUACAGGUUUUAGAGCUAUUGGUCAUUGGUCUGUCUUACCAUUUUAUGUGUCUAGUGAUGUGUAGUGGUGUAUAUUGAUGUGUAUACAGGGCUCAUCUGUAAAAGAGACCUUGGUCUCAGCAUGACUCUCUGUCAAAAUAAAGAUUUUUAAAAAAACAGGCCAAUUUGUUUGCACAACACGUGUUGUCAAGUUGUAUUGAUACCCAAUGACAGCAGGCACAAGACCAAGAUACAUGGCCCAGGUUGUAGUGAAUGGUGUUGUAAAGCUAUUGCUGUGAAUCUCCUAUGAUUUUAAAUAUUCACCCUAUAUCCUAAACAACCAUGCUUUCCCAGUGGGAACAAAACGUCUGAAAUAAAGGAUUACAGAGUUGUGGACAUAACUUAACACAACAUGAAACCUGUGUGUAUCCCAGGUGAACAUCUACCGUCUGGUGACUAAGAGCUCGGUGGAGGAGGAGAUCAUUGAGCGGGCCAAAAAGAAGAUGGUGCUGGAUCAUCUAGUCAUCCAGAGGAUGGACACCACGGGCAAGACGGUCCUACACACCGGCACCGCCCCCUCCAGGUACACACACACACACACACACACACACACACACACACACACACACCGAAAACACACUCACUCUCUCAAAUCUCUAGGUGCUUACAUACAGGCAAGGGCCUACAAACUCACGCAAGUACACAUGCAAGCGUGCACACAUUUUUAUAUUUUAGUCAUUUAGCGGACGCUCUUAUCCAGAGUGACUUACAGGAGCAAUUGGGGUGAAGUGCCUUGGGGAUUGGAACCGGCGACCUUUCGGUUACUGGCCCAACUCUCUUAACUAGGCUACCUGCUUACCUGCUGCUUUACACACACACACACACACACACACACACACACACCCCCCCUUACUCUCUCAACUACAUCAACAAAACACACACACACCCUUACUCUCUCAACUACAUCAACAAAACACACACUUCCUCAGUGUGCUUACAGUCUUUUUGCAGACACAACCCUAUACCCUCUAGACGCUUACUCACAAAUACACAUACCAUCCUUUUGAGGUGUUCACGGUCAUGCACACACACACCUGCAAGGUUUUCUGUGUUCUCAUUUGGAACUUCCAUCACUUGCAGUGCCACUCCGUUCAACAAGGAGGAGCUGUCGGCCAUUUUGAAGUUUGGUGCUGAGGAGCUGUUCAAGGAGCAGGAGGGGGAGGAACAGGAGCCUCAGGUUUGUCACUCACCUCAUCACUAUAUCACGAUACUCAUUUUCUGUGGCAAAAAAGCAGACUAAACUCUUUAAAAACCCGCUUUAUCUAAAGUAGUGUGUGUUAUAUCAUGGGGUGAGGGGAAAACAAAAGUGACUGGGGGUGAAAACAUAAGGCUGUUUGUUUUCAACGUUUUUGACAAGAUAUUAAUUCUGCAUCAUGUUUUGUUUACUUGCCAUGAUACUAAUGAGUAUCGCGAUACUGAUAUCCUGACAACCCUAAUCCUUAUCAUUGUGUGUCCUAAGUGUGGAACUUUGCAGUUACUAUUAAUCUCUCCUGUUGCGUUGGUUCUGAUGUAGACCUAUAUUGUCCCUGUGUUUCUGAUCAAAUCCAGGUUCCCCUCCUGUUGAUCGAUAAAGUUGAUACAUUUUUCAUAAACUGACUGUUUGGUUUCCCUCUGGCAGGAUAUGGACAUCGAUGAUAUCCUGAAGAGAGCCGAGACCAGAGAGAACGACCCCGGCCCCUCCACUGUUGGAGAGGAGCUGCUCUCACAGUUCAAGGUAUAUAUCACGUUCAUCGCAAAUAAAGGCUUUUUCAAAAGAACCGCUAACGGAAAGAACGGCACUAGUAAGAGUGAAAAGAAGUACCACAGUGUUAAAAAAAGUAAUAUAUAUUUACCAUGCGUUUUCUAGUACAGGACUAGGCUAAAUCGGUGUCCAGGAAACCGGCCCUAAAUCGGUGUCCAGGAAACCGGCGCUGAAAAAGUAAUAUUUAAGUCAAUCCGCUGAGCCUCUGUGACCUCUCAACCUAACUUUGACCCCUCCCUGCCAGGUGGCCAACUUCUCCAUGAUGGAGGAGGAGGAGAUCGUCAUGGAUUCUGAGCGCCACCAUCGGGGCUGGGACGACAUCAUCCCUGAGGAGCAGCGGCGGCGGAUGGAGGAGGAGGAGAGACAGAAGGAGCUGGAGGAGAUCUACCUGCUGCCCCGCAUGAGGAACUGUGCCAAACAGGUUAGCUAGGGGGCCCUCCCUCUCUCUCUCUCUCACACACACACACACACACACACACACACACACACACACACACACACACACACACAGCAGUACUCUCCAAUACAGAGAUUGGGUUUAUCAAUGAAUCAAAACAGGAAUGCCAGAUUUUUCAGAAAUCUUCUGUAUCUUAGCAGUAUAAUGGACUGGUAGCUUUUUUGUCUUCUGAAUUAAUAUGUUGUGCUAAACAGUCCCAUCCCUUUUAGUGGAUGAUGUGCAGGUGGUCCCAUUGAAACCCUCAGAACAUGGUUCUAAUUCAAAAAAUAAAAUGUUUGUUUGUUUUAUGGUUCCAGGUCAAUUUUAACGGCAAUGAGAGCCGGCGUAGCAGAAACAGACGGUAUUCCGGCUCCGACAGCGACUCUGUCUCGGAUCGCAAGAGGCCCAAGAAACGAGGACGGCCUCGGACCAUUCCACGAGAAAACAUCAAGGGCUUCAGCGAUGCUGAGAUACGAAGGUAAUCACUACACAUGGGAUGCAUCCCAAAUGGACCCUUUUCUCUUUAUAUCACUAUAGGGAAUAGGGUGUCAUUUAGGAAACACCUGUGGUGUUGUUAAACGUCUUCUAUCCUGUGGGAAUAAGUACCUGAAAAGUCCCACACACACACACACCUUUUGGGGAUGUAGAAAAUGCACUCACUUCCAUUACCUUGACUACACCUCAACUUUUUGUAUUUUUCUACACAGAUUUAUCAAGAGCUACAAAAAGUUUGGUGGACCACUUGAAAGGUAAAUGCAGGCAAAAACUACAAAAUGUGGUUUCUUUUUUUUUGACAACUUUUCUCAACAUGCUAUUUGACCCCCCCAAAAAAACCUCCUAUCUCUCUCAGACUGGAUGCUAUCGCCCGUGAUGCCGAGCUGGUGGAUAAGUCUGAGUACGACCUGAAGCGCCUGGCGGAGACGGUUCACAACGGCUGUCUGAAGACUCUCAGGGAGAACCCCUGUGGACCAGAGAAGACGUCAGGUACUUUCAGUGCUCGAUUUGUACUGAAAUAGGUACUGGUACUAAUUUUGGGUGCCAUUACUGUUUUAUAUUUAGGUGCAGGAGCUCCACAAUACCUUUUGAGCUAAUAUUCUAUAAAAGGAACAGGAGCUCAAGCAGUAUAGAAUUUGAGGUGCCGGUACUCUGCUGUGGUGAGCUCCUGCCAAAGUCGAGCACUGGGUACUUUAUACUAUCUGUCUUUGUCUGUCUGUGUCUCUGUCCCAUCCUUCCAUCUCUCUCUCGCCAGUCCAUCUCUAUCCAUCUGUCCAUCUAUCUCUCUACUGCUACUGCAAACAAUGUCAAAAGUUGCUGAAGAGGUGGGCUGUAUUGUUAUGCCCCUGGUAACCAGUAUUAAACCUCUCUCUGCCUCACCAACAGGAGGCAGACGAGGGAAAGUGAAAGGCCCUACAUUCAGGAUCUCAGGCGUCCAGGUGAAUGCCAAGCUGGUGAUCUCCCACGAGGAGGAGCUGGCACCGCUCCACAAAGCCAUUCCUGCCGACCCUGAUGAGAGGAAGAGGUCUGUCUCGCCACUCGGUCUCUUACCUCAAACAUGGAUUGCGUCCCAAAUUACACCCUAUUCCCUAUUUAGUGCACUACCUUUGACCAGGGGCCAUGUGGGUCAAAGCCAUGCUGUUUUUACUCAACUCCUCCAUCACACAACAGUUAAAUGUUUUACACUCACAUAGCAGCCAAUACAAACGGAAAUCCCUUGGCAUAACAAAUACCACAGGCCUAUCUAAAUCCACACCAUAUAGUAAAAAACAGCUUGGGGGUCUUCAACAUUUUCUUGCCCAGGGACCCCCUUCCUGGCAAACUGGUGACCCAGGAACCCCCAUCAUACGUUAGCAAAAAAUAAAUCACGUCUUAUCAGGUGAAUGAUAAUGGCAAAAUAAGUAAUACAUGUUUUUUCAAUAAAUAUGUUUGGUAGAUCAUUUUUCAUUAUUUUCACCCUCCCACAUUCUAAUUGGAAGAGGAAGUGUAAACUCUAACAUAGCCCCGUGUAGCUCAGUUGGUAGAGCAUGGCGUUUGCAAAGCCAGGGUUGUGGGUUCGAUUCCCACGGGGGGCCAGUAUGAAAAAAUGUAUGCACUCACUAACUGUAAGUCGCUCUGGAUAAGAGCGUCUGCUAAAUGACUAAAAUGUAAAAAUUAUAGCCUAUUAGCUAGAACGGUAACGGCAAAAACAUUUUCGCUAAGAGCAGCUGUUUAGCUGGUUAAACAAAGGUUAGUCUUGUGUUGGCAAAUAAUUAUGUCCAAGUCAAGAAAUCUUACCUGCAGCACUUACUGUACUGGUAGCCUAUUAACUGGUGCUUUUUCAAAGCCUACUGUAUGUCAGAUUCUCCAGUAAGUCUAAUUGGCUUGAAUGAGUGUAAUUUGCUCAAUAUUAGGAGUUGAUAAAUAAAGUUGACAUCAAUAGAAAAAACAUGAUAUUUUCUAAUGUAUGUAUGUAGUAAAUUGUUUUCUGUUGUUGCUAACUAUAUUCAUAAAAACAUUUCAAUACAAAUAAAUAAGAUCUUAUUUUUUAUAUAUAAUAUUUAAACAUAUAUUUAUUGGUCCUCUGUAGCUCAGCUGGUAGAGCACGGCGCUUGUAACGCCAAGGUAGUGGGUUCGAUCCCCGGGACCACCCAUACACAAAAAAAUGUAUGCACGCAUGACUGUAAGUCGCUUUGGAUAAAAGCGUCUGCUAAAUGGCAUAUUAUUAUUAAUUUUCGCAGACCCCCUGCAGUACCACAACAUUUAUUAAUUGAUUAAAGGACAGACAUGACUUUGACAAUGUUGUAAGCACUAUGAAACCAAUCUGUACUUGCAAUGUGGGGCGGCAGGUAGCUUAGUGGUUAAGAGCGUUGUGCCAGUAACCGAAAGGUCGCUGGUUCUAAUCACCGAGCUGACUAGGUGAAAAAUCUGUCGAUGUGCCCUUGAGCAAGGCACUUAACCCUAAUUGCUCCUGUAAGUCGCUCUGGAUAAAAGCAUCUGCUAAAUGACUGAAAUGUAAUGUAACUUUGAUGUAAAUAUAUGAUUGUCACAUGCCUAGUUUUAGGACCACUUAAUAUGAAAUGACACCUUCUACUCUUACUGAAUACUGAAUCCAAACCCUUCUCUUUUCUUAGGUACACAAUCCCAUGCCACUCCAAGGCAGCACACUUUGACAUUGAUUGGGGCAAGGAGGACGACUCUAGCCUGCUCAUAGGAAUCUACGAGUAUGGUUAUGGCAGCUGGGAAAUGAUCAAGAUGGACCCUGACCUCAACCUGACACACAAGGUGAGUCUGAAGAAAAUCCAUAUCACAAGAAAUGUACUGAAAUAUCACGAUAAAGAUGAAUAUCACGAUAAAGAUGAAUAUCACGAUAAAGAUGAAUAUCACGAUACGUUUAUAACGUUUAUGUGCACCAGUUUUUUUUUUUUAUAUUACUCUCAAAACAACUACUACUACUACUUUGAAUGUUGCAGCUAUCAAUUGUCCGGUUCACAAUCGCCCAUAUCAGCGGACUUCACAUUUCUCUAGAAUAGGCUAUUAUCGUAAUUAACAAUAACAGUUAAAUGUCAUCGUGAAGCGGUCGGUUCGGUCGGUAUCUGUCAUUUUUGGUUCAUCGUCUCAGCUCUAAGAAGACAGGGUCUAACUUUUAUAACGGGGAACUGAAACUGUCAUAACCAAGGUUAAGGGUAAGAGCUUUUGUGUUUUAUAAUUGUAUUAAUUUACACAUCCGUUCCUUUGUGUGAACCAGCUCUUACCUGACGACCCUGACAAGAAGCCACAGGCCAAGCAACUGCAGACGAGAGCGGACUAUCUCAUCAAAUUACUGAGCAAGGACCUGGCCAAAAAGGAAGCGCAGAGGCAAGCAGGGACGGUAAGUGGCCAUGACUGGCCGGAUCACACUAUUCAGACUCUAUUAUGGUGCCCUGCCCACUUGACCCAAUUCAAACGUAAUUGUUUUCCUCCUCCUGAACAAGAACAUUCCCAAGCAAGAAAAUAUGAAUUACCUUCGUCAAAACAGUUAAAUGAUGUGCACAAAAUUAGAAAAAUAUGUUAUUUGUAGAGGAAAAUUAUUGAAAAAAAUAUAUGCUUGUUUUUACUUAGUAUAAGCACUUGGAAGCCCACGUUCUUUAGCAUUAGCAUUCUCAUAGGCUUUGAGAGGCGUCGUUAGCUAGUUAGCAUAUUAGACUAUCUAAUGGUCGUUAUCCAUACAGGCUGUAUCCUUUUUUAAUCGAAGAUCAAUGCUUAAAAUUGGUAAAUGUUAGACAUAACAUCAAUGACAAAAGACCAAAACACUAGGUGUAUUGUAAUCUGUUGUGCCACAAAGCUAACUAGGUAACGACGCCAGUCAAAGCCUAUAAGAAUGCUAAUGCUAACGAACGUGGGCUUCCGAGUGCUUAUACCACAUAAAAACAAACGUUUUAAUAUUUUCGCCAACAUAGAACUAGCAUACCUUUUCAAGUUAUGUGCGCGUUAUUUAAGUUUUGACCAAUUUUAUUCGGAUUUAACAAUGUUUUGCUUGUUUGAAUGGACCUGAAAGGAGGAAAACAAUUGCAACACAUUGCAUGCGCCCUUGUUGCCAGGUGACGUAAGGUGAAUACAUAGUCUGUGUCCUAUAGUGCAUCUCCUUUCCUAUUGGCAGUUCCACUGUAAUAAGAUUAUUAUUUCCUUUGUCUUCAUUCCUAGCUAUAUGCAGGUAUGUGUGGAGUGUUGAAUUCAGUCUCGAAUUUACACCUAAAAAGUCCAGAAUUAAAGCUACCGUCUAGGAUUCUAAAAACAAAGCGGCUGCCUUGCCAUUUGUUUGUUUUGGUAAACAGAUGAGGCGAGGGAAUAGUAGCUCUUUAAAUUCAUAGGCUGUGCUCAAGAUACAAUAACUGACAGUCCAUUAGAUCAAAAUGUAUAGUUUUAACUGUGGUUUGAAGCUAUACGUUGUUGCGAUAUGAGAAGCACGAGACAAUACGACGCUCUCCGACAGCGUAUCUGGUGCGCUUCACUCUGCAACAACGUGAUAGCUGCAGGACCAAAAACAGCGGAGAAGGUUAGCCUUGUUCUUCACGCUUUUUAGUUGGCCAACGUGUUUUUUCAAUUAGUUGCAAAGAAAGAUGAAGUCCCUUUUUUGUUGUUGUUGUUGUUGUUGUAGGCCAAUUGGAGGAAGAGGAAACCGAGGAGUAAGAAGACCAAAGCUGCGAAGCCAGCCAAGGUGGACGAAGUGGUGAAGAGUCCGUCCUCUGAGCCCCCCUCAGACAAGUCCUCAGAGGACGAGAUUGAGGAGGAAAAGGUAUGUGGAACAAUGAUGCUCCCCUAGGUACAGGUCUAGGAUCAGCCUCCCCUCCCCCAAUCCUAACCUUAACCAUAUAGUGGGGAAAAGGCCAAAUGGAACAGAGAUCAGCAUCUAGGGGCAACUUUACCCUAUGAUCGGAGGCUCCUUAUCACCGUGGAUAGUAGACAAGGGAUACCUUAAUAAAAUAGCAAUGAGUAAGAGAUUAAAUUAACCUCAGUAAUCAGUCAACUAAACUCAAUGAAUGGGCCCAGUCUGAAAAUCACCUUGGAUAUAUCAGUUGUCUAGGGAGAGAGAACUAGGCCUACAGUACUGUGGCACGUUAAGCUUAUUGCCUGCUCUGUAUAGCAGUGUGAUUAAACCCAUGUGCCCACAAGCAUACUUACAGAAUUCUGUUUUUAAGGUAAUUUUGCAUCGAGGCAGUCUAGCUAUUCUAACCAUCUUUCUCUACCUCCCAGGAGGUGGUCCCGGUAAAGGCGCCACCCAGAAGGGGCCGAGCGGAGCGCGUGGUGGUUAAGGAGGAGCCUGAGCCGGAGGAGGAGCCUGAGCCGCCUGAGGAGAAGGAGCCCAAAGAAAGGGAGAUGAAGAAAGAGGUUAAAAAGGAGAAGAAAGAGGAGGAGCCUGUGGAGCCAGUACAGGAACAGGAAGAGGUCACAGGGGAGAAGGUAAGAUGGUUUUGACUAGAUGGGAUACAGCUUUUGUAAGAUUAGGUUGUUCGUAGCAGGGUUAAGAGAAUUAACACAACGGGUUAGGAGAAUUAUUGUAGCGUGUUAGGAAAAUGUGUUUAAGGUUAGGAAAGGGGUUGGGGUUAGCUAAAAUGCGUUUGACGUUAAUUUGACAGUGUUGCCCCUAAGAUUUAUUUCAGUAGCGGUGGCAAAGUUAGGAGGGGGUGAGGUAGUGGGUGUGGCGAAUGGCUCAGUCUCAAACCAAUUUUUGACAGCAUAGACAAUGUUGCUGUUUUAAAGCAAAUUUCCUGCAAUUCUAAACAUUUUGCCAUGGCCUUUGCCAUGUUCGCUAUCUGAGCGACUCAAACAUAUUCUAACAAAAUCAAUAGGGGGGUGGGUGCCCAAUGCCGUCACAUUUUCUUUAUUUUAGAUUCUCCCUGACUGUCUAGUUUUUAUUUUGAUGAUUUGUUAGUUCUCAAAGAUUAUCUUAUUUUAAAAAAAAUAUGUAGCUCCAUUAUCUUUUCUAUAUACUUUAUAUCUGGUUUUAGUUAUUUAAGUUGACCCCAAAAAUUUUUGGGGUAAAACCAAAACAUUUGGGGGGGGAGUGGUGGAAACAAUUUAACAGUCCGCCGCUGCUAAAUGAAUGUAGGGGAAACACUGUGACAAAAGCUGUAUCCCUUCUAGCCAUGACUAGGUAAGACCUCGCCAGUUGGGAAUAGUUGGAAGGGACUGAAAAACGUACAGUGCAGUUCGUUGCACUGCAAAUAUGAAAAAUUAAUUAGCACUAAAGUCAAGGUUGGUCACCUGUCUUUUUCCGUGUGCGGUUCUUACUCAUUUUUGUGCACUAUUAGUUAAAUGUAUUAUGCUUUUAUUAGUUGUGGUAAGCAUGGAGGAUCUUUGAUGGUUUAUAAUGUCUCUACGUAACAUCUUAACAAUUGUCAUUCAUUCAUUGUGACUGUUUUGCCUGCAGCCGAGCGAGGUGAAGGCUGAGGUACGGGAGAAGGUGAAGAAGACUUCGGACACUCCGGUCCACAUCACAGCAGGGGGAGAGAACAUCUCGGAGGAGUCGGAGGAACUCGACCAGAAGACCUUCAGUGUGGUGAGUCACACCGAGUUGGUCAUAGUGUCAGUGAUGCAAAUAAGUCCACUCAGUGGGUCGAGACGUCUAGGGGUCGGGUCGAGACGUCUAGGGGUCGGGUCGAGACGGUAACUCAAAUACUGUCUUACCAAUGUUGACCCUCCAUUCACUUGUGUAUGUCCUGUCUGUGUUCCUCAGUGUAAGGAGAGGAUGCGACCGGUCAAGGCAGCCCUGAAGCAGCUGGACCGGCCAGAGAAGGGCCUGUCGGAACGCGAGCAGCUGGAGCACACGCGCCAGUGCCUCAUUAAGAUCGGAGACCACAUCACCGAAUGUCUGAAGGAGUACUCCAACCCCGAGCAGAUCAAACAGUGGAGAAAGUAAGGAGCUCGAUAUUAGUUCACAUUCAACGUUUUGUUACAAUCAAUUUGCUGAUUUAAGAUCAAGCUCUCUGAAAUACUGUAUAUGAUACUGAUAUUUACCCGUGGUAUAUUUAAGCAGUAAGGCACGAGGAGGUUUGGUAUAUGGCUAUUCCUGGAUACAGCCCUUAGCUGUGGUAUAUUGGCUAUAUACCACAAACCCCCGAGGUGCCUUAUAAACUGGUUACCAACGUAAUUAGAGUAGUAAAAACACAUGUUUUGUCAUACCUGUGGUAUAUGGUCUGAUAUACCCAGGCUGUCAGCCAAUCAGCAUUCAGGGCUCGAACCACCCAGUUUAUAAUGUCUGAUAUACCAUGAUUGUUGAAUACUCGUUCUGAUUGGCUUGAAGGGCAUUCUAGAGGGUGCAUUAUUUCCCUAUAACACACUGUAUAUCGGCAUGGUAGAAUUCAAUGGCUGUAUUUCAUUCUUAUAUGUUUGAGCUGCUUUUGAAAGCAAUAGUCGAAUUGAAAACAUUAUUGGCAUUGUUGAAUUCGAUUUUCAUAAUAGCAAGCUAGGACUGAUUUGGUUAGCUAAACUAUUUGUUUGGUUACCACGGCAACUACUGUCGCUAUCUAGUAAACUUGCUAGCUACUUCAGUGGAUGUUGAACACAUUUCUACCGGCAAAUGAACACAUUUCUAGUGGUAAAUGUGUUAAGUUAUAGCCAAAAAGGGAUAAUCAACUCGGGGCUCUGUGUUCUAGCGUGUUGUGGAUCCACGUCGUUCAUUAUUUUCCAGAGAACGCAUAGCCCCUCGUUGAUUAUCCAUUACAGAUACACACAGGCUGGAAUGCUGUUUAUAAGUACAAACAACAUUGGAGGUCAUCCCAUCCUUGGAAAUAGGACAGGCCUUGGCAAACUGACGGAAUGUAACGUUUCAUAACACUGGGGUUAUGAAACAACAGCUCAGGGAAUGUAGAUGUAUGUCCUUUAGCAAUCAAACUGAGCUGGCUAUGUACCUUUACCAUUGACUGCAUUCAUACCAUUACUUUUUAUUUUUGUUUAAAAAAAUUGUUUCACCUUUAUUUAACCAGGUAGGCCAGUUGAGAACAAGUUCUCAUUUACAACUGCAACCUGGCCAAGAUAAAGCAAAACAGUACAGUCAAUAACACAAUAUAAAAUAUAUAUACAGUGUGUGCAAAUGUAGUAAGUUAUGGAGGUAAGGCAAUAAAUAGUGCAAAAUAAUUACAAUUUACACUGGAGUGAUAGAAGAUGAUGUGCAAAUAGAGAUACUGGGGUGCAAAUGAGCAAAAUAAAUAACCAUAUGGGGAUGAGGUAGUUGGGUGGGCUAAUUACAGAUGGGCUGUGUUAUGGGGCUCAUUGUAUCAAUGACCAGUGUUGACCUAAAUGCAUAUUUAUUUUUCUCUUCUCCAGAAACCUGUGGAUAUUUGUUUCAAAGUUUACAGAAUUUGAUGCAAGAAAAUUGCAUAAAUUGUAUAAGCACGCAAUCAAGAAAAGACAAGAGAAUGCUCAGGUAUGUAUAAGCCCUGAUGAGAGUUACUGUUCCGGGGCGUCGGGGAAAUGAAAAUACAAUUCACUCCAUGAAGGUUUAACUGGUAAUAAAGUGAUACAAAUGUAGAUUGCAUUUCAGACCUUUCCAAAUAUAAUUUUGAAUGCCAGUGUUUUAUGAUGAUCUCUUUUACAGGCAGCGGACGUGAUCACUAGCACUGUAAAUACCCAUGGCUUUAAGCAUGCAGGUAUGAACUUUCACUUGCCUUUUUAGUCUGUCUUUAUUUUGUUUAUUUAUUUGUUCACUAGUUUCUUUUUUUUUUGGGGGGGGGGGGGUGGGGGGGUCUUAAUGACAUUAAUUUAACCAGGUUAAAUGAAGGAAUACAUCAAACAAAUAUUAAUGACCAAUGAGAUAAAAGCAAUUCUAUGUAGCCUUAUUUACCCCGGAUCUUCCUCCUCUCCUCUUGGCCCAGACAUCGAGAGGCUAAAGGACAACUCUCACCACGACGACAGCAGCAGGGACAGCUACAGCUCUGAAAGGCACCACUCGUCGUCGCGCUACCAUGAGGACCGCGACAGCCGGGACAGGCACACCUCCGACCCCUACAGCAGGAUGGCGGGGAGCGGGGGGGACUCCAGGAAGAGACCCUACUCGUCCUUCAGCAACGGCAAAGACCACCGAGACCACUAUCGGUCAGACCGGCAGGACAGCAGGUAAGACCACCUAUAUCGUCUUUAAAGGCUUCCCUGUUUUUAGUAAAGGGUUCCUUUCAAGUUGGUGGCAAUUAAGGGACAUUUUGAUGUUGAUUUAUUUUACUGACUGGAUUAUUGUUCUACUGAUUAGUUCUAGAAUCUAGUGCAACUCGAUGCUUAACAAAUUGGUCCCAUUGUGGAUCAACUAAUUCUGUAACUAAUCAUUUCUGUAUAUUGGUUUUUGUGUUAGUCACUCUUGCUCAUGGUGUUCUCUAUUAAUCAGAUACUACAGCGACAGUAAGCACAGGAAGGUGGACGAGCACCGGUCAGGCCGAGAUGUACGGCUGGACAGCAAGGAGCGUUCCCACUCGGACCACCGCUCCCAUUCCGAACACCACUCGGACCACCGCUCCCAUUCCGAACACCACUCGGGCUCCGACUACUCGUCAGGCCACCACAAGUCGUUAUCGCGAGGUGACUCCUACCGCUACCAUGCAGACUGGCAGAUGGACCAACGGGCGUCGGCCAGCGGGCCCCGUUCGCCGCGCGAUCAGCGCUCGCCACGCGACCAGCGCUCGCCCUACGACGGACGCUCACCUUUGGGCCACCGGUCGCCCUUCGAGUACUCGUCAGACCACAAGAGCACGCCGGAGCAGAUCUGGAGCAGCCGCAAGACAUAA
Coregonus sp. 'balchen' is the source of this 32023-nucleotide messenger RNA. Lineage: Eukaryota; Metazoa; Chordata; Actinopteri; Salmoniformes; Salmonidae. The record is from the annotation of a GenBank genome assembly.